AACGACCAUAGCCUCCUCCCUGCCCCCGAAAUGCAGAACCUCUGGCAAGCCCUCAAUACCCUCUUCUUCGGCGGCCGCAUCCCAGGUGUCCACUUUUGCCGGAAGAAAGACGAGCACAGCGUCCUGGGCCGGACGGACUAAGAGCAGCUUCGCUCGCAGCCCGGUGGUUAGCAUGCAUCUCGCACGCACGUUGCGGGACUUUGGCAACUACGCGGUGCUGGACUUCGUCUCAACCCUAGUACACAAAGUGAUCUAUGUGUUCCUGCAGGCCUACGCGUGCUGGUGGUGUCGUGCGUGGGAUCGGUAUCACGCGGCUGGAGGGCAUGGGAGGUUGUUCCAGAUGCUCGGGAAGAGGAUGGGAGGGGCGGUUCCUCGGCUUUUGGGCGUGCCGGUGAAGCUGGGGCGGGUUGAGAGUUUGCUGGGGGAUUCGGGGUUGCGAGAGGGGAAGGAGGGGAGGUUGAGGGGAAGAGUGCCGAGUGCGCAUGAUUUCGAGGUGUGGAGGUUUGAGGAUGCGGAUGCGGAUGCGGAUGCGGAUGUGCAGGGUGCGGAUGUGAGGCGGUUGAUUGAGAAGACGCUUAGCGAGUGGGAGGUUUGAUUGAGUGGUAUUGAUGGAUUAAUUCUUGCGUGCACUUGUGGGAGCAGGGUAUUGUCAUCGAUGUGCGCUUGGGGAUGGUACAUUUACCUGGCAAUAUCAUGCACAAGUCGGCACGUCCUUCAGACUAGAGGGUGUAUAUCUGUAGACUAGGAACGAACGAAGGCCACGUAAGGGUGCGUGGCUUUGUUGAACCGCUCCACAUUUUUCUUACUCGAUGAAGUCGUACGUUUACUGCGCAUUAUCUUGUAGGGUGCGGCGAGC
This is a messenger RNA of Paraphaeosphaeria sporulosa, 856 nucleotides long. RefSeq lists its product as uncharacterized. Bases 173 to 595 code for a protein of 140 amino acids. The record is from RefSeq and is a predicted model, not a curated record. The transcript has a single exon. Lineage: Eukaryota; Fungi; Ascomycota; Dothideomycetes; Pleosporales; Didymosphaeriaceae.